AAUUUGGGACCCCAUCAAUCUUUAGAAUUUUGCUUCAAGGGAGGAAGAAGGAGGUUUGGAGGCUAUUUUCUGUUGCUGGGCUCUGGGUGGCAUUAUAGUACAGCCCAAGCCUUCUCGCUAUGGAUGUGUAAAAGCCCUGUGAAGAAAUAGCAGCGAAAAGUUGCCCAUGAUGGAGGGUGAGGAUCAGGAGGACCAUUCAAAGGAGCAUCCUCAUGAAGGACACAAGUGUGGUCUUCGUAACUGCCGACGGUACAUUCCGCUUUGGAUAGUCUUGGUUCUGCUAACUGGAGCUGGAGCUCUAACUUGGUAUUUCAUAGACUACAGACCUCGGCAUCUGGAGGCAACACCCCUGCAUUUCUACUCUGGCAGCCUGAAGAUCCUUAAUCGACAGUAUUCCCUGGAUCAUGGGCGGAUGGAAUCCAGAUCUUUCUGGACGGAGAUAGCAAAGACUCAGAAGAUGCUGAAAGACCUUAUCUAUGCCACUGACUUGGCUCCUUACUACAACUCCAGUACAGUCUAUGCCUUUGGGGAAGGAUCUCUGACCUGCUUCUUCUGGUUCGCCCUUCAAGUCCCCAAAAGCCAACACAAGGAGAUGACUGUGGAGAAAGUGAAUACCACACUCUACAGAGAGCUUCUUGGCAGCAUCGGUAGACCAGGCCACCUCUCCUAUCAGACAGAAUACAAGGUUGAGCCAGAAUCCCUGGUUUUGCUAGAAUCCAGUGUGAAAGACAUAAUAGUCCUGAAAUCCACAUUGGGUUGCUACAGAUACAGCUACAUCAGAGAAGAUGCAGUGAUCAAGCUGAAGGGCCCAGACUACCUCGCCUCCAGCUGUCUUUGGCAUCUCCACGGCCCCAAGGGCCACAUGAUCAAGCUGCACCUAGAAUGGACCCUCUCAGAAUGCAGAGACCGAUUGGCCAUGUAUGAUGCAGCUGGACCACUGGAGAAGCGACUCAUCACUUCACUGUACGGCUGCAGCCGCCAGGAACCCAUGGCAGAAGUCCUGUCUUCAGGUCCCAUCAUGUCUGUGGUAUGGAAGAAGGGGAUGUACAGCUACUACGAUCCUUUCAUACUCUCGGCGCAGGCUGUGCCUGUUGAAGCCUGCCAGAUGAAUCUGACACUGCAGGGAAGCCAAGAGGUGCAAGGGAACAUCAAGACACCUUACUACCCCAGUUACUACGCACCCAAUACUCAGUGCACUUGGCACAUGAUGGUCCCAUCUCUGGAAUAUGGUGUUGUCCUUUGGUUUGAUGCUUACACUCUCAGAAGACAAACCUAUGACCUCCCAUGUACACAAGGACAAUGGACCAUCCAGAACAGAAGGUUGUGUGGCUUGCGGACGUUACAAGCCUAUGCUGAAAGGAUUCCUGUAGUGUCCAGUGCUGGAAUCACCAUCAGCUUCAUGUCUCAGAUCUCCCUAACCGGGCCUGGAGUGCAGGCUGCUUACAGCCUAUAUAAUCAAUCUGACCCAUGCCCUAGAGAGUUCCUUUGUUCUGUGAAUGGGCUGUGUGUGCCAGCUUGUGACGGGAUCAAAGAUUGCCCCAAUGGAUUAGAUGAGAGAAACUGUGUAUGCCCUGCAAAGUUCCAGUGCCAGGAAGACACCACAUGCAUUGAGUUCUCCAAGGUCUGUGAUGAACAUCUGGACUGUAUCAAUGGGAGCGAUGAGGAACGGUGCAAUGAAGGAAUUCCCUGUGGACUUUUCACUUACCAGUGUGCUGAUGGGACCUGUGUGAAAAAACCCAACCCUCAGUGUGACUCAACCCCUGAUUGCAAGGAUCACUCUGAUGAGAUGCACUGUGACUGUGGAUUGCAACCUGCAGUGAACCGAAUAGUAGGUGGUGCCCAUUCUAUGGAAGGGGAGUGGCCAUGGCAAGCAAGUCUGCAGGUUCGGGGUCACCAUCUUUGUGGCGGAACACUGAUUGCAGAUCGCUGGGUUAUCACCGCUGCCCACUGCUUCCUGGAUGACAGACAGGCUUCCCCCACUGUCUGGACUGUCUACCUUGGGAAGCACCUUCUGAACGUCAGCAAUCCCAAUGAAGUCUCCUUCAAGGUGAGUCGUAUCCUGCAGCACCCCUACUAUGAAGAGGAUAGCCAUGACUACGAUGUGGCCCUGCUGCAGCUUGAUCAUCCAGUCAUCUAUUCCGCUUUCAUCCAACCCAUAUGUCUGCCUGACAGCUCCCACCUCUUUGAGCCAGGCCUUCUGUGCUGGAUCACUGGCUGGGGUGCUGCUAAGGAAGGAGGUCCCACCAGUAAGAUCUUGCAAAUGGUGCGUAUACCACUGGUGCAGCAGGCCAUGUGCAAUGAAGCCUAUCACUACCAGGUCACAUCCAGAAUGCUCUGCGCUGGCUACCAUGAUGGAAAGAAGGACUCUUGCCAGGGUGACUCUGGAGGACCUCUUGCCUGUCAGGAGCCCAGUGGCAGGUGGUUCCUAGCUGGCCUAGUGAGCUGGGGCAUGGGAUGUGCACGGCCCAAUUACUACGGGGUCUACACCAGGAUCACCAGUGUGAUGGAAUGGAUGAAGCAAACAAUGAGGAGCUGAGCAAUGCCCAACCCAUUUUCCCCUGUGAGGCAGCAUGGCCUGGGUGGAGGAGCCACCUUCAGACCUCACCUGUUCUUUCCAGUGUCCUAAAUUGUAGGGACCUCCCACAUCUGCUCAAGUCCGACUCAAUAUUCAAAUCAAGGAUAUAAUAAUGGUGAAUAGCAGAAAGGGUCUUUGAGAACCGUAAGUGAAGGUGAGACUGAUAUGAAAUCUAAAAUGUGGGAUCUCCCUGGCUAUGAGGAACUGAGUGUUAUACUUCCUUGACAUUUGGUCAGUGCUUCUCAAGGUAGUGUCUGCAGUGGGUUUGCUUUCUAAAAUAACCAAACAUGGAACAUGAAAAAUCUAAAGACAAGAAUAGGGAACCUGUGGCUCUCCAGAUGUUGCUGGACAUCAACUUCCAUCAUUCCUAUUGGUUGCCCAUGCUGGCUGGGAGCUGGAGCCCAACAAUAUCGGGAGGGCCACACCGGUUCCCCACCCAUCUUAAGAGCUUGAAUUACCCCAGACAUUGAAGGUGGGGGUAGCAACUGGAAGCCCUUCUAGCUAGAACUGAACUGAAAUUUCCCAGAAAGCAUUUCUCUGAGAAAUGAGAAAAUGUCUGAGAUUUUUCUUUUCUUUUUUCUCAACCCACUGGGAGAAAAAGGCCACUCUGCAGAAUUGUGUGUGUGUGUGUGGUGGCUGCCAUUUUACUCCCACAAUGCCUCAAAAUGAUGCUAGAUCCAGGGCAUUGUGGGGAUGCAAAAUGGUGGCCAGGCUCAACACAGUUGCUGCUGCUGUCCUUCCAUCAGCAUCAUGACAAAACAAAUCACCUUGAGACAAAAGAGAGCAGCUAUGCUACUGCCACUGCUAAUGGGGAACUCCACACCUGAAAGACCUUUUGAGAAAAUUUCUCCUCUUGCUGGAGAAAUUUUGUGAAAUGAUCCCCCAAUUUCUUUGCCUACAAAUAGGGUGAAUUUUGAAAGGCUAUGUGCACACAUCUGUACAUCUAGCCAUCUUCAAAGAAAUUAUUUUUUAGCAAAUGAAAAUGCCAAGUCAGAAUUACCAGGCACAUUGGAAAGGACCAUGAGUAGAUGCUGUUUGUUAAGAGGCAUGAACUUCAUGAGAAUUGUGUUACUCAUGCAUUAUUCCCAAUAAUGAACUAUAUGGGGAGGGGUGCCCUAUGUCAUGGAAUUGCCCACUGUCCAGAGGACAAACCCAGAUGGCUCCCAUCUGGAAAGGAAUCCCACAAUAGUCCUGCUUCUGCUCUGGAUUUCACUGGGUUUCAGGCUUGAACAUCCAUCCAGGAGCAGGCCGUCCACUGCAAUUCUUCUCCCAGGUACAUGACUAGCCAACUGCCAGGGAUGAUGGCUCUUCUUUGAUGAGAUCUCCCUGAUAACUUUGCCUCCUAUCAAGAAAGGUGGAUGAUGGAGACUUUUGCUUUAGAAAGACACUGUCACCUCUACUAAAAAUUCAGCUUGCCUAAUUAUUUUGUAGUAGAAAGUGACUUUUCACUACAUCCUGUCAUGGAGAUUUCUCUACCUGUAUGAGAAACCUGAAUUCACUCCAAACAUUUGGUUUAUAAUGUCCACCCUUCCUGCCCAGGACAAGUAUUGUUGCAUACCAUACUACUGAUACCAUCACCCUACUUGCAUUGCUUUGUACAAGAAACAUGCCAUUCAUUUGUGGUAACAGUCGGCCUUGUCAAUCUCACUUCUUUGUUCUUUCACUGAUAAAAAUCGGCUAUAUGUAUGAGUAAUAACUUGGUCCUAUGCAUAUUUGAAAUAAAUCUGUGUGUCAAA
Rhineura floridana is the source of this 4311-nucleotide messenger RNA. It is a transcript of the gene TMPRSS6, whose product is annotated as transmembrane serine protease 6. The transcript is spliced from 18 exons. NCBI's taxonomy places the organism in Eukaryota, Metazoa, Chordata, Lepidosauria, Squamata, Rhineuridae. The coding region runs from base 167 to 2536 and encodes 789 amino acids. Gene Ontology annotation, biological process: proteolysis. Gene Ontology annotation, molecular function: serine-type endopeptidase activity; protein binding. The record is from RefSeq and is a predicted model, not a curated record.